AGUAUUUUGCUGACUGCUAACUGUUGUUUGUAUUUUUCUUUUUGGUAAAAAUCAUAUCUUACUUUUGCUAAAAUAUUCUUAACCGAAAUGGAAAAGGAACUAGACAAAGUUGUGGAAGAAAUCAUGUCCACUCCCAACGUGGCCGGGUGCUUGGUAGCUGACCACCAAGGACUGUGCCUGGCGUCAAAAGGCACCGCUCACGUAGACUCCGCGGGACUUAUCGUAGCUCUUUCAGAGCAGGCGUGUAAAAUCGAGCCCAAUUUAAAGCCGCCCACUGUAUGUCUGGAGACUGACAAUAAAUUGUGCCUCAUUCAAAGACACGGUACGAUCACGGGUGCCGUAUUUAAGCAGAAAGGUGUAGCGUAAGAUAUUUUCUCCGAGCGUUAAAGUACCUACUGUAUAUUAGUUAUAUUAUAGUUUUAUUGUUAACAACAGGUCAAUCAAGAAGUUUUGAAGGCUUGCUUGAACUGAGCAAUUUAAAAUGUCCUCGAGUAAGACUAGAAAAGUUGUUUUGUGUGGCUAUUUUUUACAGACGAAACGUAUGUCUCAACAAUUAUUGUGUUACCUGACUAUUUUAGUUGCCUGUGUAAAGGAGUUGUUUAAACUUUAGCUGCAAAAUGAAGGCUCCAGUUGAAUAAUAAAUGUGUUUACAGUGGCACUUUAUUUGUGAUAUUAAGGCUUAGUUACAAAACAAAUUGGUGAUGCAUUUGAAAAAUCUGCCCUUUUGUCGCUUAAAUGGACUGGACCAGUGGUUGUAGUAACCCUGGUUGGUCUUGUAGAAACAUUCAGAAUGAGGAAAAGUAAUGUUUAGUUGAUUUGUAAUUUAUUUAAGUGAACAUUGUUAUAUUGUCUAGAAUUUAUUUCUUUGUUAGUAUGUUAGCCUGCACCUUGGGGAUUUCCCAUUUGUAUUGUGCAUAGUUCUACUCUGUAGUCACAAAAUGAACUACAGUGAGAUAUAAUGUUGUUUUAGUCUGUCAUUUGUUUACAUACUAAAUUUAUGUGCUUUUUAACUAUGAAUAAAUGUGUUGUCAGUGCAACAAAGUAACAAUUAAAUGAAGAACUUAACUUUAUAAACAGACAGUUUAUCCAAGAUAUUUGGAGAAUAAGUUCCUAUUCUUGGGGCGGAACAUCAACUUCAUAAUUUACCGAUCAUCUCCAUGCCUUCUCCAUCUGAAAAACCUUUGCUGAGUACCUUGUGCCCAGUUGGCACACAUACAACCAUAAACAAGAAUGAAUUGGCUAAAAUAGUCUAGGUUAAAUACCUGUUUUAGUCCAACUUCUGGAUUGUACAGUAAAAUGUCAGAUUUUUUAAUGUGUUAAUAUAUAUAUGGAUACCUACUUCAACUUUCAUGGAGAAGUAUGUAGAUCUGUAAAAUUGGUUUAAGUUCCUCAGUUUAAAGCCAUAAAUCCUGUAACAUUGCUUUUGCGGAUAUUGAAUAUAGUGGAUGUAGAAAAUAAAUGUAUUAUAAGAACUUUUACACAUUUUCUAAAGGUUAAAAUGGACAGAAACAAGCACACUUAAGUUAAAUACAGGCAACUCUUUAGGGUGAUUAUGUACCUAUUCCUAGUUAAGUACCUUAAUCAUUAGUAUAUUAAUCUUUUCUACUUAAAAUAUAUCUCUUUUUGUUGCAAUAA
Pararge aegeria (speckled wood butterfly) is the source of this 1635-nucleotide messenger RNA. It is a transcript of the gene Lamtor5, whose product is annotated as ragulator complex protein LAMTOR5. The record is from RefSeq and is a predicted model, not a curated record. Gene Ontology annotation, molecular function: guanyl-nucleotide exchange factor activity. Gene Ontology annotation, cellular component: Ragulator complex; lysosome; cytoplasm. Lineage: Eukaryota; Metazoa; Arthropoda; Insecta; Lepidoptera; Nymphalidae. Gene Ontology annotation, biological process: positive regulation of TORC1 signaling; cellular response to amino acid stimulus. The transcript has a single exon. The coding region runs from base 88 to 366 and encodes 92 amino acids.